AUGGGUGCCUUUCUUUCGAUUCCCCUGCUCGGCGCAGUCAGCGGGAUGGUAUCCACCAUCGGGCUGAGUUGCCUCAGUGGACUGGUGUUCUUUUGCACCUCUCAAGCAGCCUCAGCCUUCUGCAAAUCGUGCAACUUUUCAUCCUCCAUCGCCACCCGGAUCGCAUACUGUUUGAUCCUCAUCCUCAAUAGCCUGUUCGCCUGGAUCAUGCUCACUCCAUUCGCAAUCAAGAAACUCGAAAGUUGGAGCUAUGAUUACAUCAAAAUGAGUUGUCCAGAAGAUACUUGUUAUGGCGUCUUGGCCGUACACAGGAUAUGUUUUGCCCUCACUCUAUUUCACGUUAUUCUGGCACUCCUACUGCUCAGGGUCCGGAACACCAGACAGAAAAUGGCGGUCAUACAGAACGGAUGGUGGGGACCCAAAGUUCUCAUCUGGCUAUUACUAGUCUUCUCCACCUUCUUCAUCCCCAACGGAUUCUUCAUGUUCUACUCGCGAUAUAUUGCCUGGUUAGGUUCCAUGGUCUUCAUCUUCUUCGGCCUCGUCCUACUGGUCGAUUUCGCCUAUGUCUUCGGCGACUUUGUGCUUCUGGAGAUCGAGAAAUGUGCCGACAUGGUCGAUUGGCGCUCCAAGCUUUGGGGCUACACACUCGUCACCGUGACGCUAUCGAUGCAUUUACUCACGAUCGCAAUUAGCAUUAUCGAUCUGAACUUCUUUGGCGUUUCCGGCUGUGGACUCAAUCGGUUCUUCAUCAUCUUCAAUCUGAUUCUCUGCUUCAUCGUCACCUGCAUCUCACUUCAUCCUGCCGUUCGCGAGCUCAAUCCCAGCUCGGGAGUGAUUCAAUCGGGCGUCGUGGUUAUCUACUGUACCCAACUGGUCACUUCAGCCGUUGCUAAUCAUGAUGACGGGGACAGUCGCUGUAAUCCACUCACCAAACUACAAGAAGGUACUGAAACAUCUAUGGUCGUCCUUGGAGCGCUCAUGACCCUCCUGGCAGUUGCAUACACCACUUUCCGGGCCGGUACCCGUUCGUUUGAGUUUACUGGGAUGAUGAACGAGUCGGCUGACACUGGCUACGUCGCCCUGCAAGAUGCCGAUCCUGAACGACCUACCCAGGCACCGAUAACCACUCAGCCCAAGAAAAAAGACCCAUUGAGAAUUCAAGCCAUCCAAGCGGCCAUCGACGAGGGAUCCCUACCUGCUAGUGCCUUAGAGCAAGAGCUGGCUAAAGAUCAAGACGAUGAUGAUAACGACCGUGGAGAUUUCGAGUCGCAGGAUAAAGAUGACGAGACCAUCAAAGUUAGAUACCACUACUCAUCAUUCCAUUUCAUCUUCGUUCUUGCAACGAUGUAUGUGGCAAUGCUAUUAACACAUUGGAACAUCGUCACUCGCUCUGGACAUGAUUCCACCGACAGUGCGACCCCGGUGAGAAUCGGACACAGCACGGUAACGAUGUGGAUGCGAAUCAUCAGCAGUUGGGUCUGCAUGGUCAUCUAUGCCUGGACCUUGCUUGCCCCAGUCGUAUUCCCCGAUCGAUUCUCUGGCAUCUGA
Molecule: messenger RNA, 1548 nt
Organism: Puccinia triticina
Lineage: Eukaryota; Fungi; Basidiomycota; Pucciniomycetes; Pucciniales; Pucciniaceae
Exons: 4
Coding region: 1-1548 (515 amino acids)
Cellular component (GO): membrane
Source: RefSeq, a predicted model, not a curated record